This is a messenger RNA of Silurus meridionalis, 4495 nucleotides long. RefSeq names its product PAS domain containing serine/threonine kinase (gene pask). NCBI's taxonomy places the organism in Eukaryota, Metazoa, Chordata, Actinopteri, Siluriformes, Siluridae. The transcript is spliced from 20 exons. Gene Ontology annotation, molecular function: protein serine/threonine kinase activity; ATP binding. Gene Ontology annotation, cellular component: cytosol; nucleus; cytoplasm. Bases 310 to 3846 code for a protein of 1178 amino acids. The record is from RefSeq and is a predicted model, not a curated record. Gene Ontology annotation, biological process: intracellular signal transduction; negative regulation of glycogen biosynthetic process; protein phosphorylation.
CAUUUUCAUUCGUUUACAGCAGCGCCAAAUUGCUUCCUGGGAUUUUGAGCACACAAUCCAAGUCUGAGAGUUAACAAAAAAAACUUGUUUGGGUUAAAACCAUUUCUUAUGUUUCUAUGGACAUUGUUAUAUCUAAUGCACAACAAACGGCGUGGUUAAAACAGUUCAACUUUCGGUUUUUAGUUCAGUUUGGGUGUGAAAACGUGUUUGGGGUGAACAGGAGCUCUCCGAGUGGGUCUGCCAGAAAAACGGAUAAACAGUGAUCUUAUUUAUCCGAAAUAUCACCGGUGAGUGACGAGGAAACUAAAAAUGUCGCUGUGGCGCCACAUAGUUGAUAAACAGAAGGGCGGCCAUGUUAAUGCUACAGGCGACAGUGUUUGUUUCGUUGCUAAGACUAAAUCCUCCCUGAUGGGACUUGAGGACUCUGUGGAAGCAGGUCUGUCUCCUCCAAAGCAUACUGCAAAAGAGAGCUCAUUUCCUCCCGUUUCAGACUCCACCACAGUUAAUAGAAAAGAGUUUCCAGUGAUGAUGAAGGCUGCUUCAUCAUCCCUUCUUUGUGGGUCUCCUUGCCGAUGUCACGCUUCAGGUUCCUCUCCGGCUCAGUUAGAGAGCUCACAGCUUGAACAGCUGCUCUCUCUCAGUCUCUGCCUUGGAAAGAAAGGCCUCGAGCUCAUCCACUGUCCUAAUAAGGCCACAAUCACUCUGGACCGUUCAACAGCACAGGUAGUGGAUGUGAACAAGCAAGCCUGCGAGCUCUUUGAAUACACACGCAGUGAGCUGAUUGGAAAAACCCUGACCUUCCUUCUGAAGACUAGUCAUAUGACUGAGGAUGUGUUGGGAGAGGACAGCCUAGACUCUGCAGGCAACAUAAUCACCAUAUCCAGAAAAGUGGUAAAUGCAGUAGUUAAAGCAGACUUCGAGAUCCCUGUGUCUGUAUGGACGUGUUCAUACAAUCACAAAACCUGCGUACUGUUUUUGGAGAAAGUGGAGAGGAUAUCCGCCCACUUCUCUUUCUCUAAAGAGGGUGGGAUUCUCAGCUAUGACUCCACUUUUGCUCAUCUCCAUGGUUACUGUGAUGCUGAUGACUUGAUUGGGCUUUCGGUCACAUCCGUGAUGCCAACACUUCUUGUUCCACCGCAGUGUCGGACCAUACCUAAGGUGAUGCGCUUGCAGAGGGUGCGUGUGCGGGGCAGGAACAGCACAGAAUUGUGGGCGAGUGUGCGACUGCGCACUGCGAUAUCCUGUGGGAAGCCUUUAAACCAGUUGGACACGUCUUCCUGUGCUGAGCCCAGUGAAAAGUCACAUGCAGUACUCGGUGCAGGGGAUAGUGGCAGUGAAGGUCUGUGCUUGUCCCUCCCAGACGUGGUUUAUUCUGGGUCACUGUGGACUUUUGUUCCCUCCAGCAGCCUUCUGACACUCUACCCCAAUGGCACCAUUAACAGCAUCAACAGCAUUUACUGUCCCCUGCUGAUGGGAUAUAGCAUGACUGAGCUUGUGGGCAAGACGAUCACCUUCUUGAUACCAGCCUUUUACGAGAUGAUGUGUGCCUUUGACAGAAGUCCCAGUCCUGUAUUGUAUCAUGAAGUUUGCCCAGCAUUCAGUCCUCCUAGAGGCCACACAGACUCCUACAGAUGCUCUAAUGGAGGUGGAGGUGGUACAUCAAGCCCAUCUGCUUGUGCUACUUCAGCAAAGGAGACUCAGGACACAUAUAAUAGUCUUAAGACUGUGCUGGCCAAAGACAGUCUGUUGUUCCCACCACCAAAGAGGAAAGGAGGUGCAGCAAAGGAGAGGCAAGGCUUUGCUGCUGUCAAGGCUAAGCAGAAGCACCAGGCUCCUUCUGCAAUUACUGUUCCUGCAGUUUCCCCCAUGCCUGUAAAAAGAUUGGAGGACACUGCAGAGCUUUGCAGCGAGGCAGCUGCAGUAGUAUCCCAGUCUGAGUCUGUUCCAUCUGAUUCCACCGCAGCUCUACUACACACCUUUGCUUUGCUUGAGUCCCAACAGGAUCGCUCAGCCCGAUUCCAAAAUUCCAGCUUCGAGGUGAUCUCACUUGGCAGUCGUUCGUCCUCGGGAUUUUGUGAAAAGUGGGCGGGUCCUGAGAAAUCUGAUGACACGCAACAGGAAGGAGAAGUAGCCGAUUCAAGCAGCUGCUUCCUUGACCUGGAUACUAACGGUGAUGCAAUUGCACUUGCCAUUGGUGAGCUAGACCUGAGUGAGUGCGACACGGCUGAGCUCCUGCGCACACAAUCACCUUGCAUUGUGGAUUCUGAUCCUGAAACCGAACCCCGUGACCAAAAAUACAAACUUCCUGAGCAAGAAUGCCUGGGGGGAGGUGUGAUCUCAUCACUAAAAGAGUCCUCACUUUUAGAGGCAAAUCCAGAGCAGUGGAACACUGAGUUUGAAAUUCCGGAGCAGUGUACUUCUUUCUCAGAGCUUUGUAAAAGUCUGUCAAGUGACAGACUGGCAACCUCGACCCCUAAAAGGCCACAGUACACUCCUGUUAGAGCACUAACACCGCCUGCCCUGAUACAGGAGGGCAGGUUUCAAGCCAACUGCUACCACAGAGAUGGAACCCCGAUGGAGGUGCAGUGUGACGUGCGCAGAGCUGCUCUCUUCAGCGGAGGUGCUUUGUACUGUGUGUGGCUGAGUGGGAGUCAUCUUUUCCUUCACCAGCAGGAGACACUGCAGAGCACACAGACAUCCAUAGCAAAGUCUUCAAUUGAAGACUCCUUAGCCUCCAGUUUGCGAGAGGUGAUCAGUGAAGCAGAGCAUGGUAAAGGUCUACGCUCCUCCAUGAGUCUGAAUCAGUCUGGAGCAUGUGAAGGACUGUUUGCGGAAGAUUAUCAUCCGUUGCGACCCAUUGGGAAGGGAGCUUUUGGCGUUGUCUGGCUUGCCUCACGGCGUCAUGCUGAACAGGAGGUGGUAGUGAAGUUUAUUAGGAAGAGCAGGGUGAUAGAGGAGUGUUGGGUGGAAGACCCUGAUUUGGGUCGGGUUGCUCAGGAAGUGGCAAUACUCGUGCGACUGGAUCACCCAAAUAUUGUCAAGGUGUUGGAGGUGUUUGAGAAUGAGAACUUCUUCCAGAUGGUGAUGGAAAAACAUGGAGACGGCAUUGACUUGUUUGAGUUUAUUGACAUGCAACCCAGGCUGGAUGAACCACUAGCCAGCUACAUCUUUAGGCAGUUGGUGUCAGCAGUGACUUACCUUCGCAAGAAAGGCAUAUUACACAGGGACAUUAAAGACGAAAACAUCAUCAUAGAUGCAGAGUUUCAUAUCAAGUUGAUUGAUUUUGGGUCUGUGACCCUGCUGGAGUCUGGGAAACUAUUCCAUGCAUUCUGUGGCACACUGGAGUACUGCUCACCUGAGGUGCUACAAGGAAACCUGUAUAAAGGACCAGAACUGGAGAUGUGGUCUCUUGGAGUGCUUGUAUAUACCCUGCUGUUCAGUGAAAACCCUUUUGGUAGUGUGGAAGAGAUCAUCCAAGCCAAACUCAACAUCCCCUAUGAAAUCUCUCCAGAUUUGCACACACUGUUGGCCGGUUUGCUGCACAGAGAGCCGACUGAGAGAAUGACCCUGGAGGAGCUUCUGCAUGAACCGUGGAUCCGGCAGCCUAUUAACCUAGCGGAGUACAGCUGGAGUGACGUGUUCCCCUGCCAUCACGAUUCUCCCAUGCAAAGUCAGUGCAGUCCAGGUGUGCAGCAGAAGGCCAUCCUUCAUCAUAACAGUGACAAAACACCCCUGGAGGAGGAGGAUGAUUAUGGAAUGGAUGAAGAAGAGGAUGAAGAGCAAAGGAGAACUAUGGCAGCACUGGAGUUUGAACUCCUUAAGUAUCUAACUGAAGAUGGAAGAUAGAGGAAGCGCUAGCGCUUCUUUUAAACAAAGACCUGUCAUGGGAAAAGGUUAAUUAUUUAUAUAUAUAUAUAUAUAUAUAUAUAUAAAAAAAAAACACUUGCUGCCAGUAGUCCAGUAGAGUUUGAUGAUUUGCUUGAUGACUGGCUUGAACACUAAAGUAUCCAAGAUCAUGACGUCCUACAUGAACAUGUCUUCUGACACACAAGUGUGAUUGAGAUGAAUGGCAUUGAAGGCAGAAAGACUAGCCCAUGUUUCAAAAAAAGUGUGGCUGUAUAUGGCACUGGUGAUGUAAAUCACAGAUUAAAGAGGCACUGUAUGAAUUGUUGCAUUCUUGGUUUCAUGACUGACUGCAUUGCUGCUUUUUGAUGAAGUAAAAAGUGUUUAGCAAUCCUGCAAAAGCAAUUUGUGCUAAGUGUAUUUUGAAGUAUGUAAAUCUGUGGUUUUUGCAUUGAAUCUGCAUUAAUCAUUUAUAAAAAGCAGUUGUGUAAACAACUCUAAGUUUAUUUUAAAAACUAAAUUAUUUACAUUUUAAAUAUACAGAACGUUUUACAUAAAUGUUUUUAAUUGAUUUUUUAUUUUUUUUGUAUUACAUUAAAAGUGAUGUUAUUCAAGAAAGUGUUUCUGGAUUUAAAUAAAAGAAAUCAAAGCA